Molecule: messenger RNA, 3331 nt
Organism: Ylistrum balloti
Lineage: Eukaryota; Metazoa; Mollusca; Bivalvia; Pectinida; Pectinidae
Product: nuclear pore complex protein Nup54-like
Exons: 10
Coding region: 62-1828 (588 amino acids)
Biological process (GO): NLS-bearing protein import into nucleus; protein localization to nuclear inner membrane; nuclear pore organization
Cellular component (GO): nuclear pore central transport channel; nuclear pore
Molecular function (GO): structural constituent of nuclear pore
Source: RefSeq, a predicted model, not a curated record
AGAAAUAACUUUGUCGAUGAGUAUUGUGAUGAAACAGCAUUAUAAUUGAAAUUUGAAGACAAUGGCGUUUCCCUUGAACACUGGUGGAUUUGGCACGGUAAAUACAGCUACUCCUUCGUUUGGGACAACAGCUACAGCUCCGACUUUCGGGUUUGGUACAGCCACAACUACAGCGGGAGCUCAAACUCUAGGUUUCGGAACUGCCACUUCGAACUCGGCGGCCCCAUCAUUUGGAGGAUUCGGCACGACAACAACUGCGGCUCCUACGUUUGGAGGCACAACGGCCCCAACUUUUGGAUUUGGAGGGACCGCCACAACGUCUGCAGCUCCAACAUUUGGUUUCGGAGGAGGACUAGGAACAACUACAUCAGCGACACCGUCUUUCACGGGAUUUGGAACGACAACAACGUCAGCCGGAGGUCUAACACUGGGUGGCAGCACUGGAUUUGGCACGGGAACAGCAACAGGAUUUGGUACUGGUACUGGAACUGCUGGAUUUGGGGGAUUUGGAGGAACGUCAUCAUUUGGAGGUGGUACAUCAGGGUUCAGUCUAGGUGGCACUGGAACAACAGGAACAGGUCUGUUAGGAGGAGGAACGACUGGCACAGGCUUGUUUGGUGUUAAUCAGCAGCAGCAGCAACAACAACAACAGCAACAGAAUUUACAGAGUCUAGAGAACCUUAGUACAGCUAUUACCACACCACAACUUUACGGAGAUGAACGGGAUGCCAUAAUCGCCAAAUGGAACCAACUUCAGGCAUACUGGGGUACUGGCAAGGGAUACUUCAGUCAAAAUGGUUGUGUGACCUUCACCCCAGAAAAUCCUUACUGUAAAUUUAAAGCCAUUGGGUACAGUUGCUUGCCAAAGUCCCGCAAUGAAGAUGGACUUGUAGCAAUCACCAUCAAGAAAAAAGAAUCAGAAGUAUCUGCAGGCCAACAACUGAUAGUGGACUCCCUGUUUAAGAUGCUUGGCAGCAAACCUCAGUAUUCUGUCUGUGUGGAAGGCAUAAGGCCACUACCAGAUGACAAGACAGAACUGGUGAUCUACAUACUGGAGCGUCCUGACCGAGGUCCUGCACGGAGAAUUACAGCCCUAGACACAGCGAACUUCUUAAAACAGAACAAUAUCCUUCCUCAGUUACAAUCCCAAAUCAUGGCAGAGGAUGUCCGUCCAAAGACAGGCUUUACCAAGGAACAGCACAAACAGUAUCUGGACAAUACUCCAUCAGGAAUCCAUCCACUUAUUUGGCAACAAGCCAAGUUAGACAAUCCUGAUCCGGAGACCCUCAUUCCUGUCCCCAUGGUCCGUUUCAAGGAGCUUUCCCAUCGCAUGAAGCACCAGGAACAACAGACAAAGCUACACCACCAAAGAAUGGAUAUGAUAGCCACAGAUCUAACACAGUUGCAGCAGAAACAGGUCAGCAUGCUGGCUAAACUGGAUGAAUACAAACGUAAACAUCUGGAACUUGGUCACAGACUUCUACAGGUUGUAGUAAAACAAGAAAUCUUUAGGAAGAUGGGCUAUGCCAUACAAGCAGAGGAGGAACAGUUACGCGUACAGUUGGAAAAAAGUCAAGCAGAACUUAACCACCCUACACAAUUUAAGGGUCGUUUAAAUGAAUUAAUGUCACAGAUAAGAAUGCAGAACCAUUUAGCAGCCACCAGGACAGAUGUUAGUUAUCAAAUUGAUCCUGCUUUACAGGAUGAAAUCAAACAGUUGCUUAAACAGCAACAGGAAGGUUUGCGUCACCUCAUACAGAUUAUCAAAGAGGAUGGACAGGACUUACAACUUAUAGAACAGAACCUUGAAACUCCUAGCAGGCGGUGACACAUAUUACAAGGGGAGGUAACUGUUACAGAUUAUCAAAGAGGAUGAUCACAGGAUUUACAACUCAAAGAACAGAACCUUGAUAACUCUAGCAGGCAGUGACACAUAUUACAAGGGGAGGUAACUGUUACAGAUUAUCAAAGAGGAUGAUCACAGGACUUACAACUUACAGAACAGAACCUUGAUAACUCUAGCAGGCAGUGACACAUAUUACAAGGGGAGGUAACUGUUACAGAUUAUCAAAGAGGAUGAUCACAGGACUUACAACUUACAGAACAGAACCUUGAUAACUCUAGCAGGCAGUGACACAUAUUACAAGGGGAGGUAACUGUUACAGAUUAUCAAAGAGGAUGAUCACAGGACUUACAACUUACAGAACAGAACCUUGAUAACUCUAGCAGGCGGUGACACAUAUUACAAGGGAAGGUAACUGUUACAGAUUAUCAAAGAGGAUGAUCACAGGACUUACAACUUACAGAACAGAACCUUGAUAACUCUAGCAGGCAAUGACACAUAUUACAAGGGGAGGUAACUGUUACAGAUUAUCAAAGAGGAUGAUCACAGGACUUACAGCUUACAGAACAGAACCUUGAUAACUCUAGCAGACAGGAUUUAUUAUUCACAGAACAGAAUAUAGAUACCCUUACCAGCAGAUUAUGAUACUGGGGAGGUAAUUGGUAUAGACUUAAAAAAGAAUAAAUAUUCCGAUAUAGGGAAGGAUCGAUAGGGUGAAUUACUCAUACUGAUAAACAAAGCAUCAUUGACACUGCAGAUAAUCCAUUGAGAUAAUUAAGUGGGAUCAGAAAAAUGUGAAGAAUACAGUGACAGUAAGUCAAGGAGAGAAGAAAGCGAUAAUGGAAAUGACAUUUAGUAUUCCAGUAGAAGUAAGGCACUGUAUUAUUUAGAGGUGAAAAGAGAAACCAAAUGUCUUUUAUUAACUUUAUCUUUUUAAAAAAAUUCAGUGGACUAAAAUAUUUCCAGGAUUUCUUUAUCAUUUCAAUACCAUUGUGUGAUUCAACUGUUGAAAAAAGGUAUCCGUGAACUGAACAAUCAUAAAAAUUUAAUUGUUUUCUUUAUUCACUUUAAUUUUCAAUGUAUUGUAUUUUUUGGGGGGAGGGGGGAUUAUUAUGUCAUUGAAAAUAGUGAAAAAUAUCUUGAAAAUUUUAUUAUGUUGGGAUGUAUAUUGGUGGAGCAGGGAGAUAACUUGUGGCAUCAAACAUACCAGGAAUGUAAGAAGAGAAGGCAGAUCCUGUACAACCAUCUGUAACACAGAUGUACACUAAUAAAAACAAAGUCCUUCAUAAUUUUCUUCAUCUGAGAGAAAUCAUGGAUGCCUGUAUUUAUGUAUCAUGUUUCUAGGGAGAUUGCCUAAUAGUGACAUCCAUAUUUCAAGGAGGCAAUGAUUGGAAUCAUUUUAGUGCUACAUCAUAAAGGGGAAAGUAUGACAGACAUUUGUUGAAAUUAUUGUUUUGAUAUGAAAAUUAUUAUCUGAUGUAAAAAACA